This is a messenger RNA of Helobdella robusta, 1071 nucleotides long. RefSeq lists its product as hypothetical. NCBI's taxonomy places the organism in Eukaryota, Metazoa, Annelida, Clitellata, Rhynchobdellida, Glossiphoniidae. The annotation marks the transcript as partial. The record is from RefSeq and is a predicted model, not a curated record. The transcript is spliced from 5 exons. Gene Ontology annotation, biological process: protein phosphorylation. Gene Ontology annotation, molecular function: protein kinase activity; ATP binding.
GACCCAGAAGCCAUAUUUACUCGUCAGGAACGAAUUGGCAAAGGCUCCUUUGGUGAAGUUUACAAAGGCAUUGAUAGAAGGAAUCAACAGACGAUAGCAAUAAAGAUUAUUGAUCUGGAAGAGGCCGAAGAUGAGAUAGAAGACAUCCAACAAGAAAUUAUGGUGCUCUCUCAAUGCGACAGUCCUUAUGUCACUAAAUAUUAUGGAUCUUACUUGAAGGAUACAAAAUUAUGGAUAAUAAUGGAAUAUCUAGGUGGUGGAUCUGCUCUCGACCUUAUGAAAGCUGGGGCAUUUGAUGAACAGUACAUAGCUAUUAUAUUAAGGGAACUUUUGAAAGGGCUUGAGUAUUUGCACGGUGAAGGAAAGUUGCAUAGGGAUAUUAAAGCUGCUAACAUAUUGCUGUCAGAGAAGGGAGAUGUGAAGUUGGCAGACUUUGGGGUGGCAGGUCAGCUGACAAACACCCUUAAUAAGAAAAGCACCUUUGUUGGUACCCCAUUCUGGAUGGCACCUGAAGUUAUUAAGCAAACCCCUUAUGAUUGCAAAGCUGAUAUAUGGAGUCUUGGCAUUACAGCCAUCGAAUUGGCCAAGGGUGAACCGCCCAACUCAGACAUGCAUCCAAUGAGGGUCCUGUUUCUCAUUCCCAAGAACAACCCCCCACAACUCACUGGUGAUUACAGCAGGGCCUUUAAAGAUUUCGUCGAACUAUGUCUCAACAAAGAGCCUGAAAACAGACCACAAGCCAAAGAGCUAUUGAAGCAUAGAUUUAUUGCGAAAUCAAAGAAAACAUCUUACUUGGUGGAGCUUAUUGACCGAUUUAAAGAUUGGCUGAAAGAUCACGACAACGAUGGAGAGAUGAACAGAUAUGAUGAGGAAGAUGAUGAUGACGAUGAUGAGUUAGUAAAUAUUUAUGCAUUGUUUAAUUUGAAAAAAAUUUUCUUUUGUUUUUCUUUUGCAGCACUAACAACUGUGCUUACAAAUUGUUCCAUAUUAAACUGCAAUAAGACUUUCAUUCCACAAAAGGCUGUAACAUCCAAAGCACAUGACACACAACACGAACGAGUACUGCUAUAA